AUGGGACUUUGGGCACGUUACAACGCAUUGUUGGAGGCACAACCUCUUUUGACCAAGGCUUUGACCUCCUUGACCGGUUUCACAGCCGGUGAUAUCUUGGCUCAAAACUUUGUCGAAGACAGCGACAAGCCCUACGAUAUCAUGCGUACUGUCCGUCUUGGAUCCUUCGGUUUCUUGAUUCACGGAACCACUGGACACUACUUUUACGGAUUCUUGGACUCCAAGAUGCCUGGAACCAAGCCCAUCACGGUCGCCUCCAAGGUCGCCAUUGACCAAACCAUCUGGAACCCCAUCUUUGGAUGCAUGUUCUUUGGUUACCUAAACGCUGUCGAGGGCAAGUCCAUGGACGACUACGUCAGCAAAAUCAAGCAAGAUCUGCAAACUGCCGUCAUGGGAUCUUGGGCUGUUUGGGUCCCAGCACACACUAUCAACUUUGCUUUCAUUCCUCCUUCGCAACGAUUGCUUUACAUUAACACUAUCCAAAUUGGAUACAAUGUCUUCCUUUCCUUCCUUGGAAACAAGAGUGUUGAUGAAGAGAAGAAGGAGUAA
Cylindrotheca closterium is the source of this 549-nucleotide messenger RNA. The record is from the annotation of a GenBank genome assembly. NCBI's taxonomy places the organism in Eukaryota, Bacillariophyta, Bacillariophyceae, Bacillariales, Bacillariaceae.